Messenger RNA from Cicer arietinum (chickpea), 608 nucleotides. Its product is annotated as transcription factor PRE6-like. Gene Ontology annotation, biological process: regulation of growth; regulation of DNA-templated transcription. The record is from RefSeq and is a predicted model, not a curated record. Gene Ontology annotation, molecular function: protein dimerization activity. Lineage: Eukaryota; Viridiplantae; Streptophyta; Magnoliopsida; Fabales; Fabaceae.
UACUCCACUUUAUAUAUUAGCUUUCUACUAGCUAGCUAGCUACAUACUAGGCAAUGUUUCUCAAACACACUCUUGGAGAAAUUAAGAAGCAAAACAACAAAAUACAUUUCUGACACACCUACUUCCUCAUAAACCUUAACAAUGUCUAGCAGAAGAUCUGGUUCAAGACAAUCUGGUGUUUCAUCUGAAAUCACUGAUGCUCAAAUUAAUGAUCUUAUUAACAAGUUACAACGACUUAUCCCUGAACUUGCAAGGCGUUCCGACAAGGUUUCACCUACUAAGGUGUUGAAGGAGACUUGCAAUUACAUCAAAAACUUGCACCGAGAGGUUGAUGAUUUAAGUGACCGAUUAUCACAACUUUUGGACACCAUAGACCCUAACAGCGCUCAAGCAGCUAUUAUUAGGAGUUUAUUUAUGUGAUAUGUUUGAUAAAUUAAUUUUAGUGUUUAAUUAUAAGUUGUGUGCAUGUCUUUUAAUAUGUCUCACUAGCUAGUUAGUCAUUUAUAAUAUAGCUAGCUAGUCAUUUAUAAUAUUGUCGUCCUCUCUUAAGGGUGAUGUUUUUCAUAUAUUUUAAUUUGAGUAAAUCAUUAUAUAAGUUUCUGAAAGUA